UGGGGAUAACAGAAUUUCACUUACUACAGCCCAAAGUCAAGGCACAGAUGACUCAAGCAUCAGCGAUAUAAACAAAAUCUUUCUACAAAUCUCCAAACUUGGUAUCAUUCAUUCCAUUCGGAUUGCCUUUUCCACGUCAUAAUGCUUUCCUCGCUGCUCCCCUCCGGCACCAGUACGCCGAACUUGGGCCGUCAUAGCCCUAGCCCUACCAACGCAUCCGAACCUCAAUCAACAGCACAGCCUGGACCUGUUGAACACACCCCCCCGACGCCCCACCGUCGCAAGCGAAUUGUGGUUGCUAUGACCGGAGCCACCGGCUCUAUCCUCGGAAUCAAGGUCCUCACUGCCCUCCGCCGACUCAACAUUGAAACCCACCUCGUCAUCAGCAAAUGGGCCGAAGCAACCAUCAAAUAUGAAACAGACUACCACCCCCGGAACGUCCGCGCGCUGUCGGAUUACGUCCACGGCAUAAAUGAUAUGGCGGCGCCUGUGUCUAGCGGCUCGUUUAAGGCGGAUGGCAUGAUCGUUGUCCCAUGCUCCAUGAAGACCCUCGCUGCUAUAAACUCUGGGUUCUGCGAGGACCUGAUCUCCCGCACUGCAGAUGUCAUGUUGAAGGAACGGAGAAAGUUAGUUCUCGUGGUGCGGGAGACGCCGCUUAGUGAUAUCCAUCUGCGCAACAUGCUCUCCGUAUCCCAGGCGGGCGCUAUUAUCUUCCCCCCUGUUCCGGCAUUCUAUAUCAAGGCCUCGUCUGUCGAUGAACUCGUCGAUCAGAGCGUUGGACGUAUGCUGGAUCUGUUCGACCUCGAUACCGCGGACUUUGCCAGGUGGGAAGGCUGGAAGAAGGAAACCUGAGCUAUGGCUUAGCAUACUUACCAUUCAUAACACAUGCAUAGAGGCGUUUUUGGAUGAAGCUACAGCUCGAAUUUACGCAAGACCAUAGGGAAAGUGGUCGGUUAUUGUAUAUGUUUAGCAUGGCGUACUUGCGUUAGAUUAUUGCCUCUUUUUGCUUCGAAGAAGUUAUUAAGGUUUUAGUUUCACAGCAUGAUAUUAUAUAUUUCUAAGAAUGUACCUCAAACCUAUAUCU
Messenger RNA from Aspergillus alliaceus, 1084 nucleotides. Its product is annotated as UbiX family flavin prenyltransferase. Lineage: Eukaryota; Fungi; Ascomycota; Eurotiomycetes; Eurotiales; Aspergillaceae. The coding region runs from base 142 to 852 and encodes 236 amino acids. The transcript has a single exon. The record is from RefSeq and is a predicted model, not a curated record. Gene Ontology annotation, molecular function: carboxy-lyase activity.